This is a messenger RNA of Letharia lupina, 915 nucleotides long. RefSeq lists its product as uncharacterized. The record is from RefSeq and is a predicted model, not a curated record. The transcript has 2 exons. NCBI's taxonomy places the organism in Eukaryota, Fungi, Ascomycota, Lecanoromycetes, Lecanorales, Parmeliaceae. The coding region runs from base 1 to 915 and encodes 304 amino acids.
AUGCGAUCAGAUAGUCGGAUGAACGUGACGGAUAUUUUGCUCCUGGCGGAGAAUGCAGCGAGUGUGACAGCGACCAGUCUUCAGGGGACCGACUUGAACAUAAUUGCUUCGACAGUGACGACGCUUCGAUCCAAGGUUCAGAAAACGUAUUCCCAGGGCCGCGAAGUGAUGGAUGCGAAACAGCAAGAGGUCGUUUGUACACAGAUCGGAAGCAAGGUUCGUGUUCUUUAUCCAACGCCAGAAGACAAUAUCACCAUCGUUCCCUCUACCGAAUCCAUCAAGAAUCUGGCGACACGAGCCACCGACUCCAGCGACCGAGCAUCACGUGUGGCACACGAGAACCUUCAGGAGGAACUCUCAGCGCAGGCAAUCAGCGAAGGAGAGGCGCUCGGCGAGGCAGACGAUGUCCUAGACGCGCAACGAAACGAAUUUUGGGACUUUCAAAAUCGGGUGAAUUCCUCCAGUGCCGUCCUGCGUACAAUCACAAUGCAAGAGCAUAAUGAGAUCAUCGAAAGCUACGAAUCUUCACUCAAUGAGGGAUUAGCAGUGGAGGUACGAGAAAGGACUCGCGUACUUCAGAGCAAUGAUUACACCCUCGCGCCUUUAGAGCCGGAGACGAAGAAGGCAAGCCCAAAGAAAUCCGGGAAGGAGGUCAUAGUGAGACGAUGCUCCACGAUGCAAGAUCAAGAGAAGAAGGACAUAGGACUCAUAGGCAUAAAAGAUGUCCAUGCCAAGCCUCUAGGGUUGAGAUGCAAAAGCCUCGAACCGGAGCCCGACGGAGAGGGGGCAGAUGAUGAGACUGGAGGGUCGGGUGCUGAAAAACCCAAGAAGGUCAAGACGGGGACCGAGAACGGCACUAAAGGCGUGGAAGGACACUUCGCGCGUCCGACUAGUCCGUCCACAGGCCUAGACUAG